Parastagonospora nodorum SN15 is the source of this 2082-nucleotide messenger RNA. RefSeq lists its product as hypothetical. Bases 1 to 2082 code for a protein of 693 amino acids. The transcript is spliced from 2 exons. The record is from RefSeq and is a predicted model, not a curated record. Lineage: Eukaryota; Fungi; Ascomycota; Dothideomycetes; Pleosporales; Phaeosphaeriaceae.
AUGACGACGAUUAAUGGACUGCAUGAAGCCACCGUUUCGAUCCCUCACUUCACGCAAGUAUCUGGCAAGAUGCUGCUCCUACUCACCAUCACCCUCCUCAUCUCACUAAUCCACGCAUCACCACUAGACACCCUCGCGCACUCAACCUCCUCCCUCGAAUCCCUCCGGAACAUCAAAAACAUCCAAAAACAAAUCUCUCACCUGGCGCAAUUCGGCGAAUGGCGCACUAUCAGCCACCUCUUCACGCCCAACAGCACAUUCACCUGGGCAAACACCACCCUGCACGGCCCCCCUGCAAUCGAAACAUGGCUGCAUACCGACUCUCAAGGCAUGGACGGCAUCCAGCCCGGCUCACUGAACACGCUCAUCGCCGAAACGCCCGUGAUAAGUCUCAGCGCGGAUGGUCAACGCGCCAAGGGGCGGUGGAACGGGCUAUGGUUCCAAGGCGAUGGACAGGGAGGCACGCGUAUACGCGGCGGUGUGUAUGAGAACGAGUAUCUAUUGACACCACUCGGGUGGCGGGUAUCGCUGUUGAGAUACCACGACAUGUACGACGGCACGUAUGCGGAUGGAUGGAAGAAUGUCGGCGCCGGGGGGAUUGGAUACGUGCCGUUUCACUUCACGCCCGAGAGCGCGGGCGUGCCAAUAGCUGUUCCUCAUGGAGACGUGGAGGUGUAUGAGGGCACAAUUGGGGAGUUGGAAAGCAGGAUACAGAGGUUGAAUGAUGAGGAUGAGGUUAGGAAUCUUGUGCAUGCGAGGGGGUUUUAUGUGGAUCGCAGGAUGUGGGGGGAUGUGGUGGAUUUGCAUACGGAGAAUACCACGGUGAGGUUUGGUAAUGGGUCGGUGUAUAUGGGUGAAGAGGGUGUGAGGAGGGUUUUGGAGGGGAUGGGACCGGAGGGGUUGACUAGGGGGAUUAACAACGAUCAUCCGAUCUUCGACAUGAUAGUGCAAGCUGAUGGCGACGAAGCGAUUGCUAGAGGCAUUGAGAUCGCGAUGCUGGGUGCUGCCAAUACUCAUGCUGCAUCGUGGGAGUUCAACGUUUUUCGACAUCGUUGUGUGAAAGAAGAUGGCGUGUGGAAAGUUCAAGAUGUCGAGAUCACGCCGCUCAUUGUGGCUGAUUACUACGAGGGCUGGGGAAGAGGCAGGCUUAGAGUUCCGAAUACCUACCUGCCGCCUUUCCUGAACGUUGCGGGCAGGCUAGAUAUGCCUAGCCAAAGCCCGCAGCGCAGCUCAAACGCGACCGUGGAGGAUCUCACGCGUCGUCUCCUCCGCAGCGCGGCAUUUGAUGGCUCAGAAAACCUCUCCCAUGCAUACGGCUACUAUGCUGACGACAUCCUGGGCCCAGAGCUGGGAGGUCUCUUCGCAAAACAAGGUCACAAACUCUCACCUUUCGCCGGCUUCUUCCACACACCAGCGCGCAUAACAGGAGCGAUGACCGCCUCAUAUGGCACCAAUCGCUCGACGCUACGCACAAGCGUAUCCUACCACUGGCGCCCCCAGCCCGUCAUCCUAGUCUCGCAGGACGGGAGAUCGGCCACCAUGCGCGCGAGGCUGCUCCAGCCCUCGACGUCAAUCACCAAAGCCGGUAGCUUCAACAGCGCCAUCUACCACGACCAAGUGGUGCUUGAAGAAGGCAAGUGGCGCCUGUGGAGCGUGACCAUCGACGAGUUCUACUGGCAGUCGACGUCGUGGAAGGAGGGCUGGGUGAAUCCGAAGCCGCGGAAUAGCAGUGCGCCCAAUCCAGAGCCCGCGGGCUGGACGAAGAAGUAUCCCCCAGACGCGACAUUGGCGGAGGUGGGCGAGCGGGAAAGCACGUUUCGAGGCGGGGGAGGGACGUUCAUCAGAGUGGCCGGAUAUCCAGCGCAUGUGGUUCCAGUAUCGCAAUCCUGUCAGUGGGAGAGAGCCGGAGUGGUACUGGCCUGGGUGCGUGCCAUGUCAGGUCCGGCGAGAGUGGUCGCUGGAAGCCAACGGCUAUCAAGAGCCUUCUACGGGGCCAUGAGGAAACGUGUUUUUCGAACUGGGCCGACACUCUUACAGCGCCGUCAUGCAGACCGGAUGGAGCGGAAAUUGGGCGUGGCUUAG